Molecule: messenger RNA, 1708 nt
Organism: Rubroshorea leprosula
Lineage: Eukaryota; Viridiplantae; Streptophyta; Magnoliopsida; Malvales; Dipterocarpaceae
Source: the annotation of a GenBank genome assembly
GCUGUAGCAGGGGAGACAAAAUCGAAGUCCAGCGAGAGUCGAGCUCAAUGAUCUCCUCAGCUGGUUAAUUUGCUUCCAUCGGCAUCGGAACAGAUACCUGAAACUGCCGGCGAUACGGUUCGACUGAUUUGGCCCUAAGAGCUGCUUCAUCAUCAAUAUUUUCCUGCAAUUUCAUAACGUUCUCUUGAGAUCUCCUUCAGAACCUCCUUAUUUUUUCAUCAGCUGAUAUUGGGAGUAGGUUGAAACUGCUGCUCCAUUAAGAAGAGAAAGCACAAAUUUUGUAGAUUGAACAUCAGUGAGAAUGGUGAUUCCUUUAGUAGCUUGCUGCCAAUGUUUUGAUUCGUGAUUAGAAUGUCUUCAUCGCUUCAGGAGUAUCUAUCAUCAGCAGAUCUUAUUGCUGGUAAUGACGACCUUAUCACUGAAAUUCUAUUGCAUGUUCCUGCAAAAUUUGUUAUCAGACUGAAAUUGGUGUCGAAGAGAUGGCUUUCCCUCAUUUCAGAUCACAAUUUCUUAGUUCGACAUAAUAUCAAGAAUGCUGGUUCAAUUUCUGGCCUUAUCAUCUCUUAUUUACAAGGCCGACAAGUGUCACCAAGUUGCACCUACAUUCCUAUUGAUGGAAAUCAAGAAUCAGCUUUGGCACUCACGAGGGAAAUUACUUUUGACCAUGUUCCUAACUCUAGUUUUAGCAAAGUUUUGCACUCAUGCAAUGGCUUGCUUUUGUGUUGGGCACAAGGUCAUAUGGAGCCUGCUGCACACAAAUUUUAUGUUUUCAAUCCAACAACCAACCAAUUCUCAACUCUUCCUUUACCUCUUAUCUAUGAUAGAAGUUGGACGAGCUUUUGUUUAGCAUAUGAACCUUCCAAACCAACUCUCUACAGGGUUGUUUGUGUUCAGUUAUGUGAAUCAUUUUGUAAUAUUCAGAUGUAUUCAUCUGAUACGGGAGUUUGGGAGAUGUCUUGUAACAAUGGAAUUGAUGAAUUUACAAGUGAGUUUUACCAUGGGGUCUUCUGGAAUGGAGCCAUUCACUGGAUUGGUUUUUCUGGCCAUUGUUAUUGUUUUGAUGUCGAUCAAAAGUGCUUACAACGAAUGCCAUCACCUCUUCUUCCUGAGGACUGGAACAUUUGUCAUUCCCAUUAUUUUGAGGAGUCUCUAGGCAAUUUGUAUUUUGUUGCUUUUGACAAUACUAGAUCCUCUAACUUCAUUGUCUUUGAGAUGAAUAGAGACUACUCUGGAUGGUUUGUGAAGCACCAAUUGAACAUAAAUACCAUAUUGCCUGCUUUUCCAGAUAUUGCUGAGAGGUAUCAUGGUUUUGAUAAUGUUUGUAUUUCUAUUCUCUUGGUGGUUGAGAUUGAAGGUGAAGGGAUGAAGCUAGUAAUGUACAUACAUGGGGAACCAGGUAAGGUUAUAUCUUACAGCUUUGGCGAUAAUGCUUUCAAGAAGCUUUGUGAUUUUGGUUGUUACUCAGGUGUACCAUGGUGGAAUGCUUUCAAGUACAUUGAGACUUCGUCUUGUUUCUGAUGCUUAUCUUUUGAUCAUAGCUCAUGUCAUUAACUAUGGUUGAGAAUAGUGCUGUGUUCAUGUUAUAGACUUAUUGCGUCUGCUCUUGUUUUCUCAAAUUAAUACUUUUCACAGUAUAUUCUCUUUUUGAAAGCUUUGUUUGGUUCAUGAAACAAAACUUGUUCCAUAAUACUGGAUAAGAGUUUGCAUU